AGUUUAAGUCUUUCAGCAUAUCCAGGUGCUUUCUGACUUGAAAAUCCUUAAAGAUUUUUAAAAUAAAUCCUUAAGUUAACUUUGAAGAAGGAGAUCCUGGGCAUCCUUUCUGACCAUUUACAUCCUUACAAAGCAAAGCGACAAGAGCAAACGUCAUGAUUUCGCACAUGUGCACUGGAGGGAACACAGAGCAAGCGAAUUACCUAAGGAACUCCGAGUGAAACGAAAAUGAACGCGUUGCAUAAUGACCGCGUUUCCUUGGACGUGUAUUUCAAGUGAAAGAAAAUCCGAGUGAACGAAGUAUACGCAGAAGUGUGAGGAAACGAUACUAAAGCAUGGAUAAAAAGCUUGACCUACACGGGUUAUUUGAAUUCAACGACACCUUUGACUACUCUGACUAUAAAUACGAAGAUGACUGUGACACGGGGAGUUCCUUUCUGGCCAUAUUCCUCCCCAUUAUGUACUCUGUGGCAAUGGUGCUGGGGCUGACUGGAAACAUCUUGGUGCUGGUUGUGCUAUGGCAGAAGAGGCGCAACUGGAGCAUGACUGCUGCCUUCGUACUUCACCUGAGCAUAGCUGAUAUACUGCUGCUCCUCACCUUGCCAGUAUGGGCAGUGGAUGCUGGGAAAGGGUUGAGCUUUGGCUCUGUACCCUGCAAGCUGACUGGAGUGCUGUUUAAGAUCAACUUCCACUGCAGUAUCUUCCUGCUGGUCUGCAUCAGCCUGAAUCUGUACAUUUCUGUAGUUCACACAACGAAAAUUUGCUCAUGCACAAGACCCUACAUGGUGCAGCUCAUCUGCCUGGUUGGUUGGAUCUUCAGUCUUCUUCUCUCCAUUCCUGACUGGAUGUACCUGAAGGCAGCAAGGGUCUCUGAACAAGAGGACAAUUACAAGUGUGUGUAUAUGUACUCAUGUACAGAGGCACGCAUGGCUUCUCACUUCUCAUUUCUUGUGUUAGGCUUUCUGCUUCCUUUUAUAGUGCUGCUCUACUGUUUCGUUCAUGUCCUACUUAAGUGCAGAUCUAAAAUGGGUGUGCCGAAGCGGAGAGCCGUGCAAGUCACUUUUGCCCUGGUGUUGGUCUUUUUCAUCAGUUGGACACCCUUCAACGUUGCUCUGCUAAUGGACAUGUUCGAUUUUUCAUCAAGAAAACCUGCAGAAUUUUGUGGAAAUCACAGGUGGACUGCAGUGAAAAUCACAGCUAUUCUAGGUUUCCUUCACUCCUGCUUGAACCCUCUGAUUUAUUUUGGCUUUUCAGAAAAAUUCCGACACUGGAUUUUAAGCGUCAUGAAGUGUAACAGUUGUGCAGUGGACAGUGGUGACUAUUUCCUAUGGGAUUCUAGAGAAUUUCACAGUCCUACAUCUGUCCCACAGGAGGAGAAUGGAGCACUACAACCAAUGAAUAAUAUACAGCAGCUGAAUGAUGAAAUGCUUUGACACAUCUUUAUCCUAAUAUUUUUUUAAAAAUUAAUACUUUAGGGCAAUUUAAAUAAUAAUACUUUAAUAUUUAGGGUGGGUGCGUGGACCAUGGUGGAUAAGUCUUCAGUAACCGGAUGUAUGAACCUAGUGACUCAUUUAGCAAAGCUUGCCAAGAAUAAGUUCUAUGUUUGUGUACAAGAACCUGAAGUACAUGCUCUGGUAUGUAGAACAUGCACAUAUACACAGCUGAUGUCAAGGGACAUAAAUAAAUUUCAUACAUUUUAAAUUACUCUGCUCUCACAGAGCCACAGACUCUCACAUAAACACUCCCAAGUGACCAUAUUGGUUUCAGGAUGACAUCUUAUAAAGCAGCCUGCUUGUGGCAUGUUGCAGUAUGAAGUAAAGAUACUUUUACAGUAAGACAGCUUAGUAACAGUGUAAGCUUUUCAUACUGCACUUAACCUCAGUUUAUUGUCAUUCUAAACCCUGCUUUUAACCGCAUGUAGAGGAACAUUUCCCACUUGAAAUUGGUGUCGGGGCCCACUUUUAUAAAAGGCAUAUGAAACCCUGCUCUGAUGCAGGGUUAGCAGCGUUUUGCAGUCUUAAUGCCACAAUGCAGUGCCCAACAUGCACAAUGCAGAAUGAUGUAGCAUUUGAUGCAUUAAUUUAUGGCUAGAUGCUAAAAAAUGUUGCAUGCUUUGUACAGUGACCAUAUGAAAUGUUUGAUGGUGAUUGAAAACAUGUUAUAGAUUUUUAAAAGGGAUUUACAUAGCCACUUUUUUUCUCACUAAUGUGAAAGUGCAAGAUAAGCUGUAGUUAAGGGGUCACAUACUGUAUUCAUCCAUUAAUGAUUGCUGACACCGCAAAUCAGAAGGUUAAUAUAGGGUUUAGGAAUGUACAGUGUGAAAUGUCAGAUUAUGAAUAGCCAGGAUUAAUUGUUAAUCCCGGUUAAAGUAUGAGCAGUGUGAAAUGUGAGAGAUUUAAUUUACCUGGGGUUUACAAUGACCCAGAGUUAACUAUUCCAAGUGUCAAAGCCAAAAUAGUUUAUUUGGCACUUUUCUGACUAGUUUGUCAAAAGAAUAUUUGAUGGCCAAGUUUGCAUUAUUUUACCUCAGUUACAUUUAGAAAUCAUGCCAUGACAGGUACAUCCCUCCAAAUAUAAUGUAUUGUAGCAUGUGCAAUAUGAAUGUAGAUAAGACCGGUCUUGAUUUAGCUUGGAAAUGUCAGAUAUGUCUGGAUUUUUGUUGGGAAAAAAACAAGUGUAGAAAGUGCUGAAACUGUACUGGACAAAUGUUCCUGCACUUUCCUCCCUCUACUUCUAAAAGGUGUGUGUGUGUGUGUGUGUGCGCAUCUUAAAGCAAGGCAUUAUCCUAAUCAUGUUUUACAUAGAUUUUAUACCAUUUGACUCCGUCAUUUAUGCUGAUUGAGAGUACAUGGGACUGACCAUAAUCAGUUUACCUGCUGUUUCACCUUGCUGACACUAAGGUUUCCUGCACAUGCACAGUCUGGAGUGUGCAUAAAUUUCUGCAUAUCCUUAAGUGAUAAAUCACAUUCAGUAUAUAGAAACGUGUGCAUGGAGUUUGCACAAAACUAUGCAUAUAGACAGUUGAUAAAUUAGUCCCCUAGUGUGGAUAUGUGUGACAAAUGAAAAACUUUUGUGCAUGUUAAUGUUUAGAAUAAAAUGCUACAGCAACUCUCAGGAUGUGCUACAACACAGUUACAGCAUUUCCUUUAUAUGAAACAUGAAAGCUGUUUUUUUUUUUUUUUUUCCUGGGUGUAGCUUGUAGUUUCCCCUUUCUAGAGUUUUGUUCAGAUUUGUGUGUGUGUGUGAGAGAGAAAAUGUAUUUUAAAAACAUUAACAAGCUUAGAUAAAUAUAGUUUGAAAUUCAUUUAAAAUCUAAAUCAUUUUAAGGAGCAUUGCUGUCAUUACAUAUUGCAGGGUUUUUUUGGGGGUUUUUUUUUAUAGACUAGUCAAUUUAAGCCUUAGUAGCAAAUUCCUGUUAUGAAAGGAAUAAACAUUUUUUCUUCCUUUUUUGGAGUUGUGAAGAUUGGGUCAUAUGUAAUCCGUUUUUCAUAUUUUAUUUUAAUAUAUGUAUUUUAGUAAAUAUGUAGUAAUAUUGCUAUCAGUGCCAAAGAACUGUCAUGAAUUCAUGUUCUUACAUUUACUUACAAGAACAGCAGAAU
Hemibagrus wyckioides is the source of this 3599-nucleotide messenger RNA. RefSeq names its product chemokine (C-X-C motif) receptor 3, tandem duplicate 3 (gene cxcr3.3). Gene Ontology annotation, biological process: immune response; G protein-coupled receptor signaling pathway. NCBI's taxonomy places the organism in Eukaryota, Metazoa, Chordata, Actinopteri, Siluriformes, Bagridae. Bases 336 to 1433 code for a protein of 365 amino acids. The transcript has 3 exons. The record is from RefSeq and is a predicted model, not a curated record. Gene Ontology annotation, cellular component: membrane. Gene Ontology annotation, molecular function: G protein-coupled receptor activity.